Messenger RNA from Rotaria sp. Silwood2, 879 nucleotides. NCBI's taxonomy places the organism in Eukaryota, Metazoa, Rotifera, Eurotatoria, Philodinida, Philodinidae. The record is from the annotation of a GenBank genome assembly.
AUGAAUCUUUUAAUAUCACGUCAUAUUGUACGUCCAUUUCUGUUGAAAAAUUUUCUUCAUAUUCAUGUACCACUACUAUCAUCAUCUUCUGUAAUUCUAAAACGUUUUUCAUCAUCAUUAAAUAAUAAUAAUCAUAUAGAAAAACCGAAUUUAAAUGAAAAAAAUGACUUUGAAAAAUCUUUUAAACAAUUUGAACGUGAUGAAAAAAACCGUCGUGCUAAUAUAGCACUUUAUUUGAGUUCAGUGGCUAUAUUAAUGCUUGGUUUAACUUAUGCAUCUGUACCUUUGUAUAAAAUGUUUUGUGAAGCAACAGGUUUUGAUGGAGUUAUAAGAAAAGCUGAAGACGAAGAGACUGUUUCAGCAAAUGUUAGGCAAUUAUCUCAACGAUUAAAUAAAUCACAUCCAUCAAUACGAAUACAUUUUUCAUCUACACCGUCAUCACUUUUACCGUGGACAUUUGAACCAGAACAACCAGACAUUACAAUUCAACCAGGUGAAACAGCUUUAGCUUUUUAUCGAGCUAAAAAUGAAUCGAAUCGACCAAUUAUUGGUAUAGCAACAUAUAAUGUACAACCAUCACAAGCAGCAUUUUAUUUUAAUAAAAUUCAAUGUUUUUGUUUUGAAGAACAACGUUUAGAACCGGGUGAAGAAAUUGAUAUGCCCGUAUUUUUUUAUAUUGAUCCAGAUUUUGUUCGAGAUCCUAGUUUACAAGGUGUUCAUGAUAUUAGUUUAUCUUAUACAUUUUUUGAAAGUAAAGGAACAGAGCAUUUGGCUUUAAUGGGUGGUGAUCCAGCAAUGGCCAACUUAAAAUUAAAACCAAGUGAAGCAUUACCAUAUGCACAUCGACAGAGUAAUAAAAUAAAAACUGUUCCUGUCUAG